CAAAGUCAAAGUGAAAAAAAUCGGUUCAGAUUUGACUCGACCCGACCCAAUUCAUUGGCAUUUCUAGAUUGGUUAGGCCUUACCCAUAUACCAGGGAAAAAUUCUACCAAACAAGUGAGAACCAAAAGGAAAACGUCAGUUAACUUAAAAGCUCCUGGCCAUAGCCGAAGGACAGACAAAACAAGGUAGGCACCCAGACUCUGAACUUAUGGUGAGCAUAUUUGGAGUGGGUUCCAUCUUCGCUUACCCUUCCCUUCAGAGCAAACAUCAUUUUUUUGUUCUGUUGUCAAGUUCUCAGUUACAUGACUCUUGUUCAGGGAUGCCAGGGAAAUUAUUUGCUUCUUCUCUCUCGACAUUUGAUUCUGCAACUUCUUGUUUUUGUACUCAUGAUGUUGCAACGUCUGCACCAAAUAUUGUACCAUUCGGCGUAACCUUCUGUAAUAGCCUCCCAUGGAAAGCAAUAAAGAGAUUUGGCACCAUCCAUGUUUCUCCUAAGAAAUGGGCAAUUCAUUCAACUGCACAAAUUGAAAAUUCAGCUCUGAGUAAUGAAGACAGAAAGACAUGGGAAGCUUGCAGGCAAGCUUUGUCUGCAUUUAAUUUCAGCACAGGGGAGGAAGACAAGAUACUUGGAAAGGCAUUUGGCCAUGUCCAUUCACCUUAUUGGGGUGAAGAACGCAAGAAGGAAGUACCAAAACUUGAAGUUGUUAAUGAAAUAUUAGAUUAUCUCAGGAGCCUAACUCUCUCAGAUGAUGAUCUGCACAAGUUGCUCAAGAAAUUUCCCGAAGUUCUCGGAUGCAGUGUUGAACAUGAGUUGAGAACAAAUGUCCAGAUACUGGAAAAAGACUGGGGAAUAAAAGGUAAAUCGCUUAAAAAUCUUCUUCUUCGGAAUCCAAAAGUGUUAGGUUACAAUGUCGAUUGUAAGGGAGAUUGUAUGGCACAAUGCACGCGAUGUUGGGUUAGGUUCUAGCUGUCUGAAAUUAAUUUCAAAUACAUUUCCGUACAAAGAGAGCAUAUAGUGUUCUUAAUUUUUAGGCUACAUGUGCUAUUUGAAUGUAAAUGCAAGCUACCUUUUGGCCCCUGAUAUCUAAUAACCUAAUCUUCAUGUUUGUUGAUGCUUAUUUUCUUUUUACUUUCUUAUACUUUGUCAAAUGGGGAGAAUGGAAAAUUGGGGAAGGGAAAAUGAAAUGAAACAAGUUGUAAAUCAUUUACUACUCUUUUCUUUUCUUUUUCUUUUUUUUCAUUUUUUGUUUUGAAGGCAUUAUUCAUUUGUUAAGUAUUGACCCACUUCUUUGUUCUUACUUGUACCGAACUGUCUUUUAAGGGUAAAAUCCUGAAAAUACAAGAUAGGGAGAUUGGUCAAUGAAAAAUGUGGAGUUAUUCCGACAUUUGUAUUUCAACGUUCAAGUCAAUUC
Messenger RNA from Durio zibethinus, 1412 nucleotides. Its product is annotated as Mitochondrial transcription termination factor family protein. Lineage: Eukaryota; Viridiplantae; Streptophyta; Magnoliopsida; Malvales; Malvaceae. Gene Ontology annotation, biological process: regulation of DNA-templated transcription. Gene Ontology annotation, molecular function: double-stranded DNA binding. The record is from RefSeq and is a predicted model, not a curated record.